AUGGAGUUUGUUACUGACUUUAAACAUAAUCAUCAGGGUAAGGUUCAGAAUCUGAAGUCUCAAAUUGAAAAAAUGAAAUAUGAAAGAGAUAGAAUCCAGCAUUCUAAGGGAAAGGAAGAAGAGAUUGAACAAGAUGUCCAGAGUUGGCUGACUCAUGCGGAGGACAAAAUCAAGGAAGAGGAAGAGAUAGUGAAGAGUCUUGAAGUAGAAGCAAAGAAGAGGUGUGUCAUUGGCCUGUGUCCUAAUUUCAAGUCUCUUAACCAGCUCUACAAGGUAGCUGAAGAGAAUGCAAAGGCUAUUCUGGAACUCAUUCAACAGGCAGAAUCUCACAAGUUCAAUAAUAAAAGCAAUGUUCAGAACUUGGAGAAUCAAGCUGAGGCUGAGAAAAGAAACAGGAUGAUGGAUGUUGAACAGGACAAGAAAACCAAUGAUGAGGCAGAGAAGGUGAAUAAAGUCGAAGAUAAGGAAGAGAACAAAAGUUUGGUUUGGUUGUAUCCUAAAUUCAAGUCUCCUAACCAGGUCAGCAAUUCCGCAGAAGAUGAUGGCAGGGUCAUUGGCAGUGAGCUAAUCGAACAACACAGGUUUGAUGGAGGUUUAUAUCCUGCUAGAUCCCAGGAGACAGAAUCUAUGCCUAUCCAAUGUUAUAAGGCUUUUGAAUCAAGAAAAGAUACUAUGGAAAAUAUCAUGAAAGCCUUGAAGGAUCCUGAUUUCAAGAUCAUUGGUGUGUAUGGGAUGGCUGGCGUGGGCAAGACUGUGCUCGUGAAAGAGGUUAUGAGGAAAGUGAGGGCAGAAAGCUUGUUUGACGAGGUUGCAAUGGCAACUGUUUCACGCAAUCCAAACAUAAAAGAAAUUCAAGGAAAAAUUACAGAUGCAUUAGGCCUGAAAUUUGAUGAGGAGAGUGUGUUUGGAAGAGCAAUGAGGCUGCAGCAGUGGUUGAAGGAAGAAGAUAAAAGGGUUCUUCUAGUUUUAGAUGAUGUUUGGCUAGGACUGGACUUAGAAGAAGUUGGGAUUGCUUUUGAAGGGUACCAGAAUAUUGCAAGCGAAGAAGAUCUAGGACCAAUGAUCCAAAAUAUUAAUGGAAAUGCUUUUCAGAAAUUCUCUGCUGUUAGACUCAAAAUAUUGCUGACUUCCACAAGCCAAGAAGUACUCAACCACAUGAAAACGGAAAUGAAUUUUGAAGUCGAAGUGUUAACCAAUGAAGAAGCAAUGGUUUGGUUUGAAAAAAUCGUGGGUGAUACAGCAAUGCAGCCUGCUAAUCCACAAAUAGUGACCAGAGUGGUGAAAAACUGUGCAGGUUUUCCAGUGGCUAUUUCAGCAAUUGCAGCUGCAUUGAAAAUACGGGGCUUUAAUAUUUUGGUGGAAGCCUUGCCGGAAGAGAGAAAACCAAUUCCAACCAAAGUAGAAAAUCUGAAAAGUGUUUACUUGACAAUACAGUUGAGUUACAGCUUGUUAAAGAAACCGAAACUGCAGUCACUUUUCCAACUCUGUGCCUUGCUACCGCAAGGUUCUGAUAUUCGUGUGUCUUACUUGCUAAGGUACAACUUGGGUGUGAAAAUAGCAAGAAAUGUAAGCACAUUGGAGAAAGCAAGCAAAAGUGUGAAUAAGCUCAAAGAUGCUGGUUUAGUAAGUGGUGACAAUGAUGAGCUGGUGAAAAUGCAUGACAUUGUUCGUGAUGUCUUCAUUUGGAUUGCAUCUGAAGAUAAGCAGAUGUUUGUUAUAGAGGAUGAAAUCCGUUUGGAAGAAUUGCUGAAGCAGGGAAAACUCAAAAAUUGCACUGCCAUCUCACUGCCAUUUAGUAACAUUCAUGAGCUUCCAUGCAGGUUGGUAUGUCCCAGACUAAAGUUGCUGGUUUUGCUAAACAAAAAUCCAUCGUUAAAAGUCCCAGAAACAUUUUUUCAAGAGAUCACUGAACUCUUGGUAUUAGAUUUGACUGGGAAUCUAACCAAGCUUAGGUCGUUAGACUUGAGCAAUUGUUCCAAACUUAAGGUCAUUCCAGCAGAAAUCAUAUCAGGCUUGUCUAAUUUGGAGGAACUGUUUUUGUGCAAUAGCUUUGAUCAAUGGGGUGUUGAAGAUUGGCCAGCAGAAUUGUUCUUUGAAAAGUUGGACAGAUACAAGAUUCUGAUUGGGGAGGUCUGGAAAUGGUCUGGAAAGUAUGAAAAAAGGAGGAUUCUGAAACUCAAGCUUACUAAGGGAAUUCACUUGGAUCGUGGAGUUAAACUGUUGUUGCAGAAAACUGAAGACCUAUAUCUAGAUGAAUUGAAAGGCAUCAAGAACUUGCUUUAUGAGCUGGACAGCACAGGUUUUCCACAACUUAAGAAUCUCUACAUACAAAAUGGUAAUGAAAUUCAGUUCAUUAUUAACUCUACAAAGGUGGUUUCUGGUAAAGCCUUUCCUAUCUUGGAGUCAUUGUUUCUUCAGAAUCUGAUUAACUUGGAGAAGAUAUGUCAAGGCAAACUUGAAGAAGAAUGUUUCAAGAGAAUGAAAAUUAUAAGCGUCAAAUGUUGUGAUGGACUGAAGAAUCUGUUUUCAUUCUCCAUGACCAAAAUGCUUCUCCAUCUUCAAGAAAUUAAAGUGAUAAACUGCAAAAGCAUUGAAGAGAUUGUUGUUGAAGUGAGAGAGAAAAGUACUAGUGUAGCAACCAAUAAAACAGAGUUUUGCGAAUUGCGAUCCUUAACACUGCAACUUCUACCUGAGCUUGGUAGUUUCUGCUCUAAAGAGAAGAGUCAUUCCAUAUAUCAACAGGAACCAGUGAAUACAAGGUUGUGUUUCCUGUCCUUGAAAACCUGCGAUUGUCCGCAAUCAACAUUGAAAGGAUAUGGCAGAAAACAUCUUAUUGCAGUCAGAAUUUGA
This is a messenger RNA of Theobroma cacao (cacao), 2850 nucleotides long. NCBI's taxonomy places the organism in Eukaryota, Viridiplantae, Streptophyta, Magnoliopsida, Malvales, Malvaceae. The record is from RefSeq and is a predicted model, not a curated record.